AUGACCACGGUCUUCCAGCCCAACGGCGAGACAAUACCAGCGACCAUCCUGGUGAUCAAGAGGGGCGGCAACGUGGUUACGGACAAGAAAUGGCCUGAGCGACACGGUGGCUAUAGGGUCGAGGUCGGCUACAACAGGUACGUCGCUCAGGACUGGGAGAUGAAGAAUGCAGGAGGGCGCGGCGGCAAGAUCAACAGGCUGGCCGCCGCUGACCUACCGCCCCUGCAGAAGAUCAAGUCGUGGGCCGUCCGGCCACAGGAGUGGAUCAAGUACGAGGUGGGCCAGAAGAUCGUGGUUUCCGAGAAGUUCAAGGAGGGGGACGUGAUCGACAUCCACGGCGUCAGCAAGGAAAAGGGCUUCGCCAGCUCCAUCAAGCGCUGGGGGCACCACCGGGGCCCCAUGACCCACGGCUCCAAGCACCACCGCCGCGUGGGCUCCCUCGGCGGAGGGACAGGCACCGCUCGCCUUUUCCCGGGCAGGAAGAUGCCUGCUCACCAGGGUGGUUUCCCUUGCAAGACGAGAACCAAGAUCUUGAAGAUCAUCGACAACAUCGAUGAGGACAACAUGCCCGAGACAAUGAUCGUUGUGAAGGGUCACGUGCCGGGCUUCACCGCGCACUGGAAGGAGGGUGGCUCCUUCGUGUAUUUCAACCAUCCCAAUUUCCGAGGAGAUGGCCGCUUCAAGCGUGACCCCGUGUGGAUGUGGUACGUCCAGGACGAGAAGGACGACCCUUACGUUCCUAUUCCAGCCCAUGCUUGGACGAUGAAGGCGUAUUGGGGUCGCGACAUGCGCUGGCUCUCGGAGGAGAAGUGGAAGUACUGGCCCGAUGGGUUCCCUGGCUACGACCAUUCGCACGACCCUUUCUUCGAGGAUUGCGACCCGCGCAAGUCCGUCAAGGCACCAGAGUGGUGA
Messenger RNA from Prorocentrum cordatum, 912 nucleotides. NCBI's taxonomy places the organism in Eukaryota, Dinophyceae, Prorocentrales, Prorocentraceae. The record is from the annotation of a GenBank genome assembly.